AUGAGUCGACUCAAACUCUACGUUGCAGGUUCGGCCGUCGUGGCCAACCUCGUGCUGAUGCGCGCAUACUAUGAGCGCCCAAACUUCUACUCGGCCGCCGUCUACAUCUCCCAGAGCACCGGCUCGCUCAUGUUCCUGGUCAAUCUCAUGCUCAUAGUCGCCGCGAGCUUUGGUUAUGGACUCCAACGACUGUUCUAUGGCCCUCUGCGCCCCAUCGAGACGGAGCAGCUAUACGACAAGGCUUGGUUUGCUGUGAGCGAGACAUUACUAGCAAUGACCAUCUUUAGAGACGAUCUUGGCAUGUGGUUCUUCGCCAUGUUCCUCUGCUUGCUCGCAGGCAAGGUCUGGCAGUGGAUCGGGGAGGGAAGGGUCGAGUUUCUCGAGCAACAGCCGCCCGCGAAUCCAAAGUUAUUCCACACCCGCCUGAUGAGCUCCCUGCUACUUUCCGUUGGCUUCGAUAUAUUCAUGAUGCAAUACUGCAUCGAUUCCAUUCUCUCAGAGGCGCGGCCUGGUGUCAUGGUCAUGUUUGGCUUCGAAUACGUCCUCUUGGCGACCGCAUCCAUUUCGACUCUGCUACGAUACACGCUCUCGCUCGUCGAACUAUUCAUCACACAGCGCCAAGAGAAGGCACGAGAGGAGGCUCGCAGAAUCGCAAGAGAACAAACACGUCAACAGGCAGCAGCAGCUGGAGCUGAAGCGCCUGUCGAGAUAGAGGAGGAGGAGGAUGACGAUGAUGAAGGCGACGUGCCCGGGUGGGAGGAAAAGGGCCGCUGGGUGUUUUACUUGGACCUCGCGACCGACUUCGUCAAGACGCUUGUCUAUCUGGGCUUCUUCGUCAUUCUCAUGACAUUCUACGGCAUACCCAUCCAUAUUAUGCGAGACCUGUUCAUGACGAUACGAUCCCUUCUCAAGCGAAUCAACGACUUCAUCCAGUACCGGAACGCGACCCGCGACAUGAACACACGCUAUCCAGACGCGACAGCAGAAGAACUGGAUCGAGAGAAUACAUGCAUCGUCUGUCGCGAGGAGAUGCGGCCCUGGACACAGCCAGGUGCGGAUGGUGCGCAGCCUGGCCGAAGGAUGGAUGAGCGACAACGGCCGAAGAAGCUCCCAUGUGGACACAUCUUGCAUUUUGGCUGUCUUCGUAGUUGGCUGGAGAGACAACAAGUGUGUCCCACGUGCCGAAGACCAGUACUCGCAUCGGCGACGACACAGAACACACAGCGCAACAACCAGGCCAACCCCGGAGAGCAAAACCAGCAGAACCGAGAGGCGCUGCGAGCAAUGUUUGGAGGAAAUGCACAGCAAGGUGCUGUUGGAGGGCAACAAGGCCAGGGCCAACAGGCAGCACCGCAAGGUGCACAGGCGAAUCCCCCAGCCGGCAACAUGCGCGUUUUCAACUUCGGACCCUUUAGAGUCGCUCUCGGGAAUAUUCGGGUACCACCCGGCCAACAGGAUAACGUUGCUGUGCAGAAUGCGAUUCAGCGACUGCGUCAACAGGCCGCCGCGAACAACGUGGCGCAAAAUCAAGACCAACAAAACCAAGCACAGGGCCACAUAGCGGCCACACAAGGCGUUGCUCCCAGCUUUCCUACUGGACCCAUGCCCGGAGCUGUCGCACUUCACCCGUCAGAUAUUCAGUCGGACAUACUGCGUAUACAACAGAACAUCAUUGAAUCGAUGCGAAGUUUGAACGUACAACAUGAGCAACUCGAGGUUCUCCACAGACUUCUUGCUGAGCUCAACCGACUUCAACAGGCUUCUGGCGUAACAGCCGCAACAGGGCAAGAGCUACCACCUAUUGCCUCGUUGAAUGCAUCCAGUACGAAUUCGUUUACUCCACAAGCCUAUCUCUCUAGAGGUUCCGUCUUGCGUCAGGGUGAUCCUGGUGUACCCGAAGGGCUAACGCUACCGGAAGGGUGGACAUUGAGGCCGAUGGCACUAGCGCCACGGACUGGCCAAGAAACCGCGACACGUCCGUCCUCGCAACCUGGACAUCUGGCGCAAGAAGGCAGCUCGGCGCAACCUCAAUCGCAACCAUCGCAGCCAGUAGUGGGAUCUGAAGCAGGGCCUUCAACGUCUGCUACUGUGACUCCUCAAAGCCAGCCAACCCCAUCAGCGCCGAACGCGACUGUUUCUGAUCAGUCCUCGACUUCGUCCCCAAAGCCUGCCGAUCCCAGUAGUCUUGAGAGUAGUCUUGAGUCUAGCUGGAGUUUUGGCAACGUAGGGGAAAGGACUGAGACUGAGGGUUCAAGCUCUGCGGUUGCUGACAAUAAUUCGGACAGUCAGGGUGCGACGAGGCGGACGGUCACCAUGGAAGAUGUUGAAGACAGUGAGCAGUAG
This is a messenger RNA of Alternaria arborescens, 2343 nucleotides long. RefSeq lists its product as hypothetical. Lineage: Eukaryota; Fungi; Ascomycota; Dothideomycetes; Pleosporales; Pleosporaceae. The record is from RefSeq and is a predicted model, not a curated record. Gene Ontology annotation, cellular component: cytoplasm. The transcript has a single exon. Bases 1 to 2343 code for a protein of 780 amino acids.